Molecule: messenger RNA, 408 nt
Organism: Haemonchus placei
Lineage: Eukaryota; Metazoa; Nematoda; Chromadorea; Rhabditida; Trichostrongylidae
Source: the annotation of a GenBank genome assembly
CUAGUGACGCUGUCCCUUCUUAGUCUUCGAUGGUCCAGCUUUCGAACGUUUAUGACCAUCAGUUUCAACCUUUCCUUCUACUUUCUUUUUUUCAGAACUCUUAUCCUGGUUGAAUCUCUUCUUGUUUCCUUUACGUGUCUUUUCAGUUUUGAACUUUUCUUCCAUUUUAUUUUUCUCAGGAAUGUCCUGCUUGCCAUUCUUCUUUCCCUGGCGUGGUUUUUUAGUUUCAAACUUUUUCUUCAAAUUCUCUUUCUCAGAUACAUCCUGGCUAAGGCUCUUCUUCUUUCCUUUGCUUCCUUUUUCAGUUUCGAACUUUUCUUCCAUUUUAUUUUUCCCAGAAAUGUCCUGUUCGCCACCCUUCUUUCCCUGGCGUGGUUUUUUAGCUGGAAAUCGAAGAGAUGCGGAUAA